Molecule: messenger RNA, 1443 nt
Organism: Lathyrus sativus (Indian pea)
Lineage: Eukaryota; Viridiplantae; Streptophyta; Magnoliopsida; Fabales; Fabaceae
Source: the annotation of a GenBank genome assembly
AUGUUAACUCUCAACAUCAAGACAUGGAAACUAUUACCCUCCACACCUCCACGCUUCACUAACCGCAACCUUCCAUCAUCUUCCUCAACACUCACCACCACAGUCACCAUGCAAAAACCUCCACCCUCCAAACCCCGCAGAAAAUCCUCCUACGGAACUUCCCGAAAAUCAAUUCUCAGAAAAACCUUCAAACAAGAACAAGUCACUUUCACCGCACCUUUCUCCGGCGAACCUCAUGUCGCCAUCAUUGGCGGUGGCAUCUCCGGCCUCCUCUGCGCUAUCUACUUAGAUAUACGCGGCGUUCGCUCAACCGUUUUCGAUACUGGCAUUCAUGGACUUGGUGGAAGAUUGGGAACUAGGGUUAUUGAUGCUAAUGAUAAACAUUCUUUGAUAUUUGAUCAUGCUGCUCAGUUUUUUACUGUUAAUGAUUCUCGUUUUGCUGAACUUGUUAAUGCUUGGGUGGAUAAGGGUUUGGUUAAAGAGUGGUUGGGGACUGUAGGAGAGCUUCAUAAUGGUGGUGAGUUUCUUCCAAUUUUACCCUCGACUCCGAGAUAUAUAGCGACUAAUGGAAUGAGGUUCCUUGCUGAUUCAUUACUGUCUGAGAGUCCGUUGGUGAGUGUGGAGAGACCGUGCUGGAUCAGUAAAUUGGAGCCAUUUAAUGGGAUGUGGCAUUUGAGUGAAAAUGGGAAACCUUGUGGGAAGUUUGAUGCAAUUGUUAUUGCACACAAUGGAAAAUGUGCAAACCGUUUGCUUAUGACAUCUGGUUUGCCAUUAAUUGCAAAACAAAUGAAGAGGUUGGAGCUGAGUUCAAUAUGGGCACUUCUAGCAGCAUUUGAGGACCCACUUCCUUUUCCAGGGAACACAGGAAUUCCUUUUGAAGGAGCUUUUGUUAGAGGAAUUGAUUCAGUGUCAUGGAUGGCCAAUAAUACCAAGAAACUAUUAGCUUCCCAGAAUGAUAGUCCUCACUGUUGGACCUUUCUGAGCACUGCUACUUAUGGAAAACAGAACAAGGUUCCACAGGAAAAUAUACCUACUGCGACAUCAACAAGGAUAAAGGAAGUCAUGCUAGAGGGCGUCGAGGCUGCCCUUGGAUUGUCAAAAGGGUCACUUCCUAAACCUUUUCAUACAAAGCUCCAACUAUGGGGUGCAGCUCUUCCAACUAACACACCUGGAGUUCCUUGCAUCUUUGAUCCCUUUGGAAGAGCUGGGAUAUGCGGAGAUUGGCUACUAGGUUCUAAUAUAGAGGCAGCAGCCUUGAGUGGAAUUGCUUUAGCUAACCAUAUUGCAGACUGUAUCCAAAGUCCCGGAACUGAUCCUGAAGAGUUUGCUGUUGGUUUGAAUCAAGAGUUUCAACCACUGGAAGGCCAUGAUAUUGGACAAUUCCCAGGUUUGAGGUCAGAAGAAAAGAUGAAUGAAGCCCAAGUAUAUGAACUUGCCAAGUAG